AUGUCUUUACAAUUAACUAAUGAUAAAGGUAAGACUUUACUUGCUUUAAGUAAUAAUUUGAAGAUUUCUAUCGUUACCAAAUUAUUCAACGAUAAAUUAGUCAUUGAUAAUGAGGAUGACUCAGGAUUAAAAUAUAGUGAUAAAUCAAAGAAUUUCGAAUUAAAUGAAGCAAAUGCUAUUGUUAAAUAUAUUUCAGGUGACUUCAACGAUGAUUCUAUUGUAUCUCAAGAAGAAACUUUGAUCUAUACUAAUUUGAAAGCUAAUAAGAAGGAAGAUAUCAUUACUUUCUUAAAGGGAGAGAAAUCACCAUUCACUAAAGUUGAAUCAACUGCUUCACAAAUCAUUUUCUUUUCUUCAGUUUAUCCAUUUUUAAAAGAUAUUGAAGGUUCAGAAAUUGGUAAAUGGGCAGAAGAAUUCUCUAAAGUUGAUAAAGUUAAUGAUGCUAUCACUUCAGCCAAAUCUGUUACUAAAGUUGAAAGAGAAAAGGCUACCAAUACUGGUGUUCAAAAUGUUUCAACUGGUCAUACUGUUAAAUCACAAAAGGAUCAAAUUACUGUCAAUCCUAAUGAAAGAAACAUCUUAAUUACUUCAGCUUUACCUUACGUUAACAAUGUUCCUCAUUUAGGUAAUAUCAUUGGUUCAGUAUUAUCAGCUGAUAUUUAUGCUCGUUAUACUAAAGCCAGAAAUUAUAAUUCUUUAUUCAUUUGUGGUACUGAUGAAUACGGUACUGCUACUGAAACUAAAGCUUUAGAAGAAAAAGUCACUCCAAGAGAAUUAUGUGAUAAAUAUAAUGCUUUACAUGCGGAAAUUUAUAAAUGGUUUGGUUUAGGAUUUGAUUAUUUUGGUAGAACAACUACUGAACUUCAAACUGAAAUUGCUCAAGAUAUCUUUAUGAAAUUAUACGACAAUGGUUAUUUAGAAGAAAAAACCACCAAACAAUUAUACUGUGAAACUCAUAAAUCAUUUUUAGCUGAUAGAUAUGUUGAAGGUACUUGUCCAAAAUGUCAAUAUGAUGAUGCCAGAGGUGAUCAAUGUGAUAAAUGUGGUAAUUUGUUAGAUCCUUUUGAAUUAAUCAAUCCUCAUUGUAAAUUAGAUAACGCUACUCCAGUUCCAAGGGAUUCAACUCAUAUUUAUCUUAAAUUAAAUGACUUAGAACCUGAAUUGAAAGUUUGGGUUGAAGAUGCUUCAACUAAAGGUGUUUGGUCUAAGAAUUCUAAGAACAUCACUGAUAAUUGGUUAAAACAAGGUUUAGAACCAAGAUGUAUUACCAGAGAUUUAGUUUGGGGUACUCCAGUUCCAUUAGAAAAAUUCAAAGAAAAAGUUUUAUAUGUUUGGUUUGAUGCUACUAUUGGAUAUGUUUCCAUUACUGCUAACUAUUUCAAGAAUUUAGGUAAAACCGAAGAAUGGCUCAAAUGGUGGAAAAAUCCUGAACAAGUUCAAUUAUAUCAAUUUAUGGGUAAAGAUAAUGUUCCUUUCCAUACUGUUGUUUUCCCAUCAUCUCAAAUUGGUACCAGAGAUAAUUGGACUAAGCUUCAUCAUUUAAAUACCACUGAAUACUUACAAUACGAAGGAGGUAAAUUCUCAAAAAGUAGAGGGGUAGGUGUUUUCGGUAAUAAUGCCAAAGAUACCGGUAUUCCUCCAUCAGUUUGGAGAUUCUAUUUAGCUUCUAUUAGACCAGAAACCGGUGAUUCUCAAUUCAGUUGGAAAGAUUUCGUUACUAAGAACAAUAGUGAAUUAUUAGCUAAUUUAGGUAAUUAUGUUAAUAGAAUCGUUAAAUUCGUGGUGGCUAAAUAUAAUGGGGUAAUACCAAAAUAUGAUGUCAAAAAUAUUGAAGGCUAUGAAAAAUUUGAAACUGAAAUCAAUGAUUUAUUGAAACAAUAUGUUGAAGCUAUGGAAGGUGUAAGUUUAAGAAAAGGGUUAGAAUUAUCAAUGGCUAUUUCUGCUAGAGGUAAUCAAUUCUUACAAGAUAACAAGUUGGAUAACAGUUUAUAUGAUAACACUCCUGAUAAAUCUGAUGCUGUUAUUGCUGUAGGAUUGAAUCUUGUUUAUUUGAUUUCAAGUAUUAUUUCCCCUUACAUGCCAGAUAUUACCAAACAAAUUAAUGAAAUCUUGAAUACUCCAACUUUAUCAAUCCCUGAUAAAUUCGAAUUAUUAUUAUUACCAGGACAUUGUAUUGAUAAACCUCAAUACUUAUUCAAGAGAAUCGAUGAAAAGAAAAUCGAUGAAUGGAGAGCUCUCUAUGGUGGUAAACAAGUUGUUUAA
Molecule: messenger RNA, 2262 nt
Organism: Yamadazyma jaroonii
Lineage: Eukaryota; Fungi; Ascomycota; Pichiomycetes; Serinales; Debaryomycetaceae
Source: the annotation of a GenBank genome assembly